GACAUGCAAUUAUCUACACGGGCUCCGCAAACCCUUGGUGGAGACGGGUGAUUGCCGGCCAGCACUGAGUGGGAUGGUUCAGUGCUUAACAUUCCUGCUGGAGCAAGUUUUAAAGCCUACAAAUAGUUGCUGUGCAGCAGCUGCCAAGACAUGGAAGGCUUACCCGGCGUGCCUGUGCAAGAUCACAUUCUACCCUCCAGGGCACCUCACCAAGAACACUGCUGAGACAGGCAUCAAGUUUUCUCUCUUGUGUAAUCUGACAUCUGAACUCUGCGACCAGUGCCCAACUCUGCUAGGAAUGCUAACAGGUUCAACAGAAAAAAAGACAGGGUUCACCAUGCCAAUUGUGGCUGUCAUCUUGGCUUGCUCGAUCGUCUCUGUUGUUUCAGCACUGUCGUUGCUUACGUGGAGGAGAAGUUCACGAUCCCGCUCACUACCGCUGAUUGCAGAUCGUGAUGAGAUUAUGCGAAUCGAAAGACGACCAACGCUAUUUGCUUACAAAGAACUUAAGGGGGCCACUAAGAACUUCCAUAUCAACAGCAAGCUUGGCGAAGGCGGAUUUGGCGUGGUCUACAAGGGCGUCUUGCAAGACGGAUCAGAGGUAGCCGUGAAGCAGCUGUCCACAAAAUCGAGGCAAGGUAACAAGGAGUUUCUGAACGAGGUCACGCUCAUCAAUAGAGUGCAGCAUCGGAACCUCGUCAAGCUUCGUGGCUGUUGUCUCAAGGAUCACGAACGGCUGCUUGUGUACGAAUAUCUGGAGAACAAGAGCUUACACCAAGCCUUAUUCGACCCUGAGAAACGACUACAUUUGAAUUGGUCGACAAGGGUGAAGAUCCUGUUGGGCACUGCACGUGGCUUGGCUUACUUGCAUGAGGGCUGCCAAACCCGCAUUGUCCACCGUGACAUCAAAAGCAGCAACAUCCUUCUGGACAAGGACCUCAACCCGAAGAUUGCUGACUUUGGAUUAGCCCGCUGGUUCCGUGAAGACCAGAGCCAUGUCAGCACAUGCGUUGCUGGAACUGUCGGUUAUCUAGCACCUGAGUAUGCAAUGCGAGGGCAGUUGACGGAAAAGGCUGAUGUUUUUAGCUUCGGGAUCGUGGCGUUGGAGGUCGUAAGCGGCCGGAGUAAUUUUAAAUCUCGUUUGCGCCCAGAGGAAGCUUACCUUCUGGACUGGGUAGGUUUGACCACACUACGUGAAUGGAGUCCCGUUACCUGCCGUUAUGGAACGUUGCGGCAUUGCUUCACACAUGCUUCCCACAAUCCCCACGUGGACGUUGCACGAAGAAGGGAACAUUUUGGCUGUCCUAGACCCCUCAUUGAUGGAGACGCAGCCACUUCCGGAGGAGGAAGUGAUAAGAGUCAUCGAAAUUGCUUUGCUGUGCACACAAUCCGUGGCAUCCAUGAAGCCAUCCAUGUCGCGCGUUGUUUCCAUGUUCACUGGCGAAUCUGAGGUGACGACGAGCAACGUCAUGAAACCCAAGUGUACACAUGUUUUACUCUAGCCCGUCGUCUCCCAGUAGACCAGACUUAUUAUCAUUUGGCCACUCUCAUUCAUUUUACCCUUCUAAAAUACCUAGCUCAUUACAAGUCGCUAGCAAUAUCAGUGUAGUAGAUCCUAGAUGAUAAGUAUGUGCGCCCCACGGCCAAUUCCGUAUAGUCCUCGAUCGUGAGCAUUCCUUUCUCCACCUUUGGUCCUAAUAUAUCUUAAAUUGUCAGCUGGACAACAAUGAUUAAAA
Messenger RNA from Physcomitrium patens, 1736 nucleotides. NCBI's taxonomy places the organism in Eukaryota, Viridiplantae, Streptophyta, Bryopsida, Funariales, Funariaceae. The record is from RefSeq and is a predicted model, not a curated record.